Periophthalmus magnuspinnatus is the source of this 5152-nucleotide messenger RNA. RefSeq names its product transient receptor potential cation channel subfamily M member 1. Gene Ontology annotation, biological process: calcium ion transport into cytosol; protein tetramerization. Gene Ontology annotation, cellular component: membrane. The annotation marks the transcript as partial. NCBI's taxonomy places the organism in Eukaryota, Metazoa, Chordata, Actinopteri, Gobiiformes, Gobiidae. The record is from RefSeq and is a predicted model, not a curated record. The transcript has 27 exons. Gene Ontology annotation, molecular function: calcium channel activity.
AGUACAGAGUCUCAGAGGAGAGCUGAGGAGGAGAGGAGCAGCACGUCACCGGGGAACCACGUGCAGAGGGCAUGGAUCGAAAGGACGUUUUGCAAAAGAGAAUGUGUCCAUAUAUUUCCCAGCAAAGAUCCAGCCAGAUGCGCAUGCGGUCAGAUCAGUACUCAGCACGUGGCCAUCCCUCCGGGUGCCACCUCUCUGGAGGAGCACAGCGCCGCCCACAUUGACGCCUCCAAAGACAAGUGGUCAGUGGUGAAGCACACGCGCACCUACCCCACCGACGCAUACGGCAUCAUCGAGUUCCAGGGCGGAGGCUUCGUCAACAAGGCCCUGUACAUCCGCUGCUCCUUUGACACCAAACCAGACAACCUCCUCCACCUGAUGGUGAAGGACUGGCAGCUGGAGCUCCCCACACUGCUCAUCUCAGUCCAUGGGGGUCUGCAGAACUUUGACCUCCAGCCCAAACUCAAGCAGGUCUUUGGAAAGGGUCUGAUCAAAGCGGCAGUGACCACGGGAGCAUGGAUCUUCACGGGAGGAGUCAACACUGGUGUGAUCCGCCAUGUUGGAGACGCUUUGAAAGACCACUCUUCAAAGUCCCGAGGGAAAGUCUGUGCCAUCGGGAUCGCUCCUUGGGGAAUCCUGGAAAACAAAGAAGACCUUCUGGGAAAAGAUGUUACAAGACCAUAUCAGACUAUGGCUAACCCGCUCAGUAAGCUAGCAGUGCUAAACAACAGCCACUCCCACUUCAUCUUGACGGAUAAUGGCACCUGUGGGAAGUACGGCUCAGAGGUGAAACUGCGCCGCCUGCUGGAGAAACACAUCUCGCUGCAGAAGAUCAACACACGUCUGGGGCAGGGGGUCCCUCUGGUGUGUCUGAUUGUGGAGGGGGGUCCCAAUGUGAUCUCCAUAGCGCUGGAGAGCCUGCGCGACGAGCCGCCCGUCCCUGUGGUGGUGUGCGACGGCAGUGGGCGCGCCUCCGACAUCAUCUCCUUUGCUCACAAGUUCUCAGAGGAAGGAGGUCUUGUCAACGAUGACGUCCGAGACCAGCUCCUUGUGACGAUUCAGAAAACCUUUAACUAUGGCAAAAGUCAGUCCCAACAGAUUCUGCUCAUGGUUAUGGAGUGUAUGAAGAAAAGAGAGCUGAUCACAGUGUUUCGAAUGGGUUCAGAAGGACAGCAGGACAUCGAGAUGGCCAUUCUGACGGCUUUGUUAAAAGGUACAAACGCCUCAGCUCCAGACCAGCUGAGUCUGGCUCUGGCCUGGAACAGAGUGGACAUCGCUCGGAAUCACAUUUUUGUUUAUGGUCAUCAUCUGCCACCUGCAGGGGCCCUUGCCAACACGACCACAGCAGCAGCUCCACAAGACAAGACGAGUCCUGCCAGCGCCCCACAAAACAAGGCCCGAGCCAAGAAAGGCAAAGGCAAAGGCAAAGCCAAACCAGAGCCACCGGAGGAGACCGACCCGCGGAAACUCGAGCUGAUCCGCUGGGUGAACUCUCUGGAGCAGGCCAUGAUGGACGCUCUGGUCCUGGACAGAGUGGACUUUGUGAAGCUGCUUUUGGAAAAUGGGGUCAACAUUCACCACUUCCUGACCAUCCCCAGACUGGAAGAGCUCUACAACACAAAACUGGGUCCAGCGAACACUUUGCAUCCUGUGGUACGAGAUGUAAAAAAGGGAAAUCUUCCUCCAGAUUAUCAGAUCACGCUGAUCGACAUCGGGCUGGUCCUCGAGUAUCUGAUGGGCGGAGCCUACAGGAGCAAGUACACGCGAAAGGCUUUCAGAAACCUCUACAACACACUCUAUGGUCUAAAGAGGCCCAAAGCACUCAAGCUUUUAGGAAUGGAGGAUGACGAGCCUCGAACGAAGGGGAAAAAAAAGCCAAAGAAGAAAAAAGAGGAGGAGGUGGAGGUCGACGUGGACGAUCCAGAGGUGUGUCGGUUCAAGUUCCCCUUUCAUGAGCUGAUGCUGUGGGCAGUGCUCAUGAAGAGACAGAAGAUGGCGCUGUUUCUGUGGCAGCGUGGAGAGGAGGCCAUGGCCAAAGCUCUGGUGGCCUGUAAACUGUACAAAGCCAUGGCCCACGAGUGUUCUGAGAGCGAGCUGGUGGAUGACAUCUCCCAAGACCUCGAGAACAACUCCAGAGAGUUUGGGCAGCUGGCAUAUGAGUUGCUGGACCAGUCGUACAAACGCGACGAGCAGGUGGCCAUGAAGCUGCUGACCUAUGAACUGGUCAACUGGAGCAAUUCCACCUGUCUGAAACUGGCCGUCGCAGCCAAACAGAGGGACUUCAUCGCCCACACCUGCAGCCAGAUGCUACUCACUGAUAUGUGGAUGGGCUGUCUGCGAAUCGGCAAGAACCCCGGCCUCAAGGUUAUUCUGGGAAUCAUUUUCCCUCCUCUGAUCCUGCUGCUGGACUUCCGAGUUGGAGAUGACGCAUAUCAGGCAUCAGGGACCGACGACGGGAAGGACAAGGACGACGAUGCCAAAUCCGGAAAGGAACCUGCGGAUGCCACUUCCAGAAGAGGAGAUGAGGAGGAAGGCAGCGCCAAAGUCCGCAAAAUCCCGAUUGCCAGAAGAUACUUUGAGUUUUAUGAUGCUCCCUUCACCAAGUUCUGGUUCAACACUAUCUCAUACCUGGGAUACUUGAUGUUAUAUAACUACAUUAUCCUGGUGAAAAUGGAGCGAUGGCCUUCGAUUCAGGAGUGGAUCGUCAUCGCGUACAUCCUCACACUGGGAACAGAAAAAGUCCGACAGAUCCUAAUGUCGGAGCCGGGGAAGCUGAAGCAGAAGGUGAGUGUGUGGAUGGAGGAGUACUGGAACAUCACAGACCUGGUGGCCAUCUGCACGUUCCUCCUGGGCCUGAUGCUCCGCCUCCAGCCCGAGCCAUAUAUGGGCUAUGGCCGUGUUAUCUACUGCAUCGACAUCAUCUUCUGGUACAUCCGUGUCCUCGACAUCUUCGGAGUCAACAAGUAUCUGGGGCCUUACGUCAUGAUGAUCGGCAAAAUGAUGAUCGAUAUGAUGUACUUCGUGGUCAUAAUGCUGGUGGUGCUCAUGAGUUUUGGGGUGGCAAGGCAGGCCAUCCUCCACCCGGACGAGGAGCCAACAUGGCGUCUGGCUCGAAACAUCUUCUACAUGCCAUACUGGAUGAUCUAUGGGGAGGUUUUUGCAGACUCGAUAGACCUCUACGCCAUGGAAAUCAACCCCCCUUGUGGUGAGCACCUGUAUGACGAGGAUGGGAAGAAGCUGCCUCCGUGUAUACCUGGGGCCUGGCUCACUCCUGCCAUCAUGGCCUGUUACCUGCUGGUGGCCAAUAUCCUCCUGGUGAACCUGCUCAUUGCCGUCUUCAACAACACAUUCUUUGAGGUGAAGUCCAUCUCAAACCAGGUUUGGAAGUUCCAGAGGUAUCAGCUGAUCAUGACGUUCCACGACCGGCCCAUUCUUCCUCCUCCUCUCAUCAUCCUCAGUCACCUGUACAUCCUCCAGAGCCGCCUGUUCAAGCGCUGCGCCAAGAAGAAACAGGAGGGGGAGCUAGAUGAGAAGGACCGCGGCCUCAAGCUGAGGCUGAAUCCUGAAGAGCUGAAAAACCUGUAUGAGUUUGAGGAGCAGUGUGUGGAGGAGUACUUCAGGGAGAAGGAGGAUGAGCAGCAGUCAUCCAGCGAUGAACGCAUCAAAGUCACGUCAGAGCGAGUGGAGAACAUGUCCAUGCGUUUGGAGGAGGUGAACGAGAGGGAGAACACGAUGAAGGCCUCCCUGCAGACUGUGGACCUACGCCUGGCUCAGCUGGAGGAGAUCCAUGGGAGAAUGGCCGUGGCUCUGGAGAAGCUGGCGGGAGUGGACAAACUGGAGCUCACUCGAAGUUACUCCCGCAACUCCUCUGUGUGUGACCCCUCGUCCCUCCUCCGCCAAGGCAGUGUGAACAGCGCAGAUGGAUAUAGUCUGUACCGCUUCCACAUGGACAUGGAAGAGUUCUCGCAAAAGCAGAAAGAGGGCGAUGAAAGUGCCAAAACUGGGGAGCAAAAGCAAAGGAGUUUCCGCUCAAGUCAACCUGCGCUCAACAAGGAGAGCAACAGUCUGGAGGUCUGCGGCCUUGACAGAUCCAGGCCCGGCUCCUGUGUGGGCAUUUUGAUAUCGCCGUGUGAGCAGAAGCCACUCAGCUCAAGCCAAGAAACAGUGGGCAGGGAUUCGCAGGGAAGUACACUGAUACUGGAUAAGCUGAUCGAUAAGAACAGGCUUCGACCUUCAUCGCCGCCAAAACGGACAAAAUCGUUGAGAUGCUAUCCGCAAGAAGAACCGGCCACUUCACCUCACCUUACCAAACGUAGGUCAAUGAGCACGAUUAUAGUCAGCCCUCCGGAUGAGCCAGAGAAGCCACCUAGCAUAACUCCAACAUUUGGUGUUCAAGUUGGUUCUGCUCCACAAAGAACGAAAUCUUUGAGAUAUGACCCACCUGAAGGCACGGUUACAAAGAAGAGAACUUUGAGUAGCAUCAUCUACAAUCCGAAAGAACAUGGCGACUCUACGCAAGAUGACAACAAAUCAUUACUGGAGCAGAUCACCCAAACGCCAAACCAGUGGCCAGCGAACUUAGAAUAUCAAGUACAUCCAAGUGUUUCAGAACAAAUGCCGAAAGUGUCAACUGUAAGAAGUCUAGCUCUGCAGUUUCAGGAUACUUCAAAACAGACUGAACAGCAAGCAAGUGUUGUAGAAAGAAUAAUGGACACACCCCCACCAGUGCCACCAAAAAUACCAGCCAGAAGGAACCUAUCAGACACAACAGACUACCUUGCUGUGGCCGACGACAGGUUUCUUCCAUAUUACAGAUCGCGGAGCUUUAACGUUCCUGACCGGAAAGCCAAGCCCACGGUGAGCGCAGCCAGAGCGGCCAGCAAUGAAACAAACAUCACUGAAACAUGUGGGACUCCGACAGCAGAGAGAGAUGUGGAGACGAGCAUGGAGCAAACAGAAGGGCAGGGACAAGAUGAGAGUUGAAUAUUGAUACUUUACAGCUGAUGUCAGCAUUCCCUGGGGUGUGAUGCUAACUAGAAGCACUGCUCUGACUGAACCUCUGUUACUCGUUAGACUUAAUCUGAGCUUUAUUUUAACACAGUCUGGCCAGAAAGAGCUGACUUAGGUGGAACUGGUGAGAUGGCUUGUGCUG